This is a messenger RNA of Entelurus aequoreus (snake pipefish), 5758 nucleotides long. RefSeq names its product ubiquitin specific peptidase 13 (gene usp13). NCBI's taxonomy places the organism in Eukaryota, Metazoa, Chordata, Actinopteri, Syngnathiformes, Syngnathidae. The record is from RefSeq and is a predicted model, not a curated record. Gene Ontology annotation, biological process: protein deubiquitination. Gene Ontology annotation, molecular function: zinc ion binding; cysteine-type deubiquitinase activity; protein binding. The transcript is spliced from 21 exons. The coding region runs from base 92 to 2677 and encodes 861 amino acids.
AAUGCUUUUAAAAAUAGCCUCCUGGCUGCCCUGACAGCUCCGGUGGCUGCCGGCCGCACUGAGCUGCCAGACGCGGGGGGAAUAAGCCGACAUGGCCGCGGACCUUGGAGAGCUGCUGGUCCCUUACAUGCCCACCGUCAGGGUGCCCAAGGCCGGGGACAGAGUCUUCAAGAGCGAGUGCGCCUUCUCCUUUGACUCCCCGGAAUCGGAGGGAGGUUUGUACGUGUGCAUGAACACCUUCCUGGGCUUUGGACGAGAACACGUGGAGAGACAUUACCGCAAAACGGGCCAGAGCGUUUACAUGCACCUCAAGCGGCACGUGAAAGAAAAAGCCAGCGGGGCCGCAGGGGGCGCCAUCCCCCGCCGACGCAACGGGAAAGUCUUUCUGGAGUUGGAGCUCAACCGGGAUUUUAACGGCGAGGAGUACGAGUGCGAGGACGAGGCCAAGCUGGUUAUUUUCCCAGACCACUUUGAGAUCCCUUUGCCCAAUAUUGAGGAGUUACCUGCUCUGGUGACCAUCGCCUGUGAUGCGGUGUUGAAUGCAGCCUCUGCCUACAAGAAGCAGGAGCCUGAGACCUGGGAGGAAGACCUGCAGGUGUCCAGGCAUGCCAGGACCCUCACACAGCUGGACAAUGGAGUCCGCAUCCCCCCCAGCGGCUGGAAGUGUGACAAGUGUGAGAUGAGAGACAAUCUGUGGCUCAACCUGACGGACGGCACCGUGCUGUGCGGCAAGUGGUUCUUUGACGGCAGCGGCGGGAACGGCCACGCUCUGGACCACUACAAGGAGACCAAGUACCCACUGGCCGUGAAACUGGACACCAUCACCCCGGAUGGAGCAGAUGUUUAUUCCUUCGAGGAGGAGGAGGCGGUGUUGGAUCCGCACAUGUCGCAGCACUUGUCCCACUAUGGAAUAGACAUGCUCCACAUGCAGAAGAGAACAGAGAACGGCCAGCACACAGACAACAACACCCGGCCGAGGGUCAGCGAGUGGGAGGUGAUCCAGGAGUCGGGCAUGAAACUGAAGGUGGUGUACGGGUCAGGUUACACGGGCAUGAAGAACCUGGGCAACAGCUGCUACCUCAGCACCGUCAUGCAGGUCCUCUUCAGCAUCCCCCACUUCCAGAGGACGUAUGUCGGGAACCUUCAGAGGAUUUUUGACUAUUCACCCCUUGACCCCACGCAGGAUUUUGCCACUCAAAUGGCCAAACUGGGUCACGGGCUCCUCUCAGGCCAGUACUCCAAGCCGCCCGUGAAAUGUGAGCUGAUUGAACAGGUGAUGAAAGAAGAAUACAAGCACCAACAGAAAGGCGUCUCACCUCGGAUGCUGAAGGCCUUGGCCAGCCGGGGACACCCAGAGUUUUCCUCGGACAGACAACAAGACGCCCACGAGUUCCUCAUGCACAUCAUCAACUUGGUGGAGAGGAACAGUAGCAGCUCAGAGAAUCCCAGCGACGCCUUCCGCUUCCUGGUGGAGGAGCGAGUCCAGUGCUGCCAGACCCGCCGGGUGCGAUACAGCCAGAAGGUGGACUACUGCAUCCAGCUGCCGGCACCCAUGGAGGCGGCAACAAAUGCAGAGGAGCUUCUGGCUUACGAGGUGAAGCGGAGAGAAGCCGAGGAGAAGAUGACAGCUCCUCCAGGGCCGGUCAGAGCUCGCAUCCCCUUCAGUGCGUGCCUGCAGGCCCUCACCGAGCCCCACAACGUGCCCGACUUCUGGAGCUCGGCUCUGCAGGCCAAGUCGGCAGGAGUCAAGACGUCACGUUUCGCCUCCUUUCCAGAAUAUCUGAUCGUCCAAAUCAAAAAGUUCACAUUUGGAGUGGACUGGGUGCCGAAGAAACUGGAUUUGGCCAUAGAUGUUCCAGACUUCCUUGAUCUGAGUCGGCUGCGGGCCACAGGACUUCAGGCAGGUGAAGAGGAACUUCCAGACCUUAUGCCGCCCAUUGUGCUGCCCGAGGACACAACAGAUACCUCCAUGAGCUCCUUGGACUCUCCAGAGAUCGACGAGGUGGCGGUGAUGCAGCUGGCGGAGAUGGGCUUCCCGCUGGAGGCCUGCAGGAAGGCCGUCUACUACACGGGCAACAUGGGCCCGGAGAUGGCCUUCAACUGGAUCAUAGCCCACAUGGAGGAGCCCGACUUUGCAGAGCCUCUCCUUCUCCCUUCCAUGCUGGACCCCGCCCCCGAGAUCCUCCUGGGCACCACCCGGCUGGACAACUCGCCCCCCGAGGAGAGCAUCGCCAUCCUCACUUCCAUGGGCUUCCCUCGCACUCACGGCAUCCAGGCACUGCGAGCCACGAACAACAACCUAGAAAGAGCGCUGGACUGGAUCUUCACGCACCCCGAGGAGGAGGAGGAAGAGGAGGAGGAGAGCGAUGCCCUUUCCAACAUGGCCGACACAGAGCCCAACGAGAACGCCUUCUCCAACGCCAACUCGCACAGCGACUCCACGCUGUCCCCAGGCGGGGACACGUCGGUGCCGCGGGUCAAAGACGGACCAGGACGUUAUGAGCUGUUUGCACUCAUCAGCCACAUGGGAGCGUCCACCAUGUCUGGACAUUAUGUUUGUCACAUUAAGAAGGAAGGAAGGUGGGUGAUCUACAACGACCACAAGGUGUGUUUAUCAGAAAGACCUCCAAAAGACUUGGGCUACAUCUACUUUUACCAUCGACUGUCCAGCAGUUAGACAUCAUCUUCAUCUUCAUUUUCAUCUUCAUCUUCAUCAAUGAACUGCUGCCUUUUCACCUGCCUCCGUGGUAACCAUGGCGACACCUCCCUCAGUCAGCCUGCCGCGCCCACGAGGUCAGUGAGGAGCAACUCUGGUCACCAAGGGAAGGAAACGUCUUCUUCGUACGCUUUGCUUCAAAGUGUGUGUGUGUGUGUGUGUGUCCGUGUGUGUGUGUGUGUGUGUGUGUGUGUCUGUGUCUGUGUGUGUGUCUGUGUGUGUAAGAGUGAUGCCUUCAGGUGGCGUCUCAGGUACCUUUUUGUGCAGGUGUGUCUAACAGCACAACACUGCCAACACAUUUGAGUUCUCACAACAAGGAUUUUUUCUUUCAAGCUUUGAAAAGCACAAAUAUUUUGGACACCUGACCAAGUUAUGAAGGGAAUUCAUUGCAGCCUUUUUUUUAAUUUUUUUUUAACCCUGACAGGAUGUUCUCCUUUGCCAUUUUUUUUAGGAACAAUUAUGAAAGAAAGGAAUAAAAGGGUGUUAAGUUCCAGUAUUACUGCAAGUCCACCUGGGAAACAGCGUCCACUGUAGUGGACAUUUAGCCUUUUUAGGUCUAUUUAUUUGGUUUGAAAACAUCUGGGGAAAUAUGUAGUCCACUGUAGUGGACAUUUAGCCUUUUUAGGUCAAUUUCUUCGAUUUAUAAACAUCUGGGGAAAUAUGUAGUCCACUGCAGUGGACAUUUAGCAUGUUUUGGUCUAUUUAUUUGGUUUAAAAACAUCUGGGGAAAUAUGUAGUCCACUGCAGUGGACAUUUAGCCUUUUUAGGUCUAUUUGAUUGGUUUACAAACCUCUGGGUAAAUAUUUAGUCCACUACAGUGGACAUUUUGCCUUUUUAGGUCCAUUUCUUUGAUGUAUUAACAUCUGGGGAAAUAUGUAGUCCACUGCAGUGGACAUUUAGCCUUUUUAGGUCUAUUUAAUUGGUUUACAAACCUCUGGGUGAAUAUUUAGUCCUCUGUAGUGGACAUUUAGCCUUUUUAGGUCCAUUUCUUUGAUUUAUAAACAUCUGGGGAAAUAUUUGGUACACUGCAGUGGACAUUUUGCGUUUUUAAGUCAAUUUCUUUGGUUCAAAAACAUCUGGGGAAAUAUUUAGUCCACUGCAGUGGACAUUUUGCGUUUUUAAGUCAAUUUCUUUGGUUCAAAAACAUCUGGGGAAAUAUUUAGUCCACUGCAGUGGACAUUUUGCCUUUUUAGGUCCAUUUCUUUGAUUUAUUAAUAUCUGAGGAAAUAUUUAGUACACUGAAGUGGACAUUUUGCCUUUUUAAGUUAAUUUUUUUGGUUUACAAACAUCUGGGUAAAUAUGUAGUCCACUACAGUGGACAUUUUGCCUUUUUAGGUCCCUUUCUUUGAUUUAUUAACAUCUGAGGAAAUAUUUAGUCCACUGCAGUGGACAUUUUGCCUUUUUAGGUCUUUCUUUGAUUUAUUAAUAUCUGAGGAAAUAUUUAGUCCACUGUAGUGGACAUUUAGCCUUUUUAGGUCCAUUUCUUUGAUUUACAAACAUCUGGGGAAAUAUUUAGUCCACUGCAGUGGACAUUUAGCAUUUUUAAGUCCAUUUCUUUGAUUUAUAAACAUCUGGGGAAAUAUUUAGUCCACUGCAGUGGACAUUUAGCCUUUUUAAGUCCAUUUCUUUCAUUUAUAAACAUCUGGGGAAAUAUUUAGUCCACUGCAGUGGACAUUUAGCAUGUUUUGGUCCAUUUAUUUGAUUUACAAACAAACUAAUUCCACAUUUUAGGGUAAAUAAAACCCAAAAAACAAAACUGUUAUGCAUAAUACAAAUGUCCACUAGAGUAGACAUUUUGCCUUUUUAGGUCUAUUUCUUUGAUUUAUUAACAUCUGGGGAAAUAUGUAGUCCACUGUAGUGAACUUUUAGCCUUUUUAGGUCCAUUUCUUUGAUUUACAAACAUCUGGGGAAAUAUUUAGUCCACUGCAGUGGACAUUUAGCAUGUUUAGGUCUAUUUAUUUGGUUUAAAAACAUCUGGGGAAAUAUUUAGUCCACUGUAGUGGACAUUUAGCCUUUUUAGGUCUAUUUCUUUGAUUUAUUAACAUCUGAGGAACUAUUUAGUCCAUUGUAGUAGACAUUUAGACGUUUUAAGUCAAUUUCUUUGAUUUACAAACAUCUGGGUAAAUAUUUAGUCCACUGUAGUGGACAUUUAGCCUUUUCAGGUCCAUUUCUUUGAUUUACAAACAUCUGGGGAAAUAUUUAGUACACUGCAGUGGACAUUUAGCCUUUUUAAGUCGAUUUCUUUUAAUUAUAAACAUCUGGGGAAAUAUUUAGUCCACUGCAGUGGACAUUUAGCAUGUUUAGGUCCAUUUAUUUGAUUUACAAACAAACGAGUUACACAUUUUAGGGUAAAAAAAACAAAACCUAAACAAAACUGUUAUGCAUAACACAAAUGUACACUGGAGUGGACAUUUGUGUUAUGCAUAACAAGACUGUCUUUUACCUCAGAUAUUUGUAAAUCAAAGAAAAAUACCUAAAACAAAUGACUUACAAAUUUCAGGGUAAAAAACAUACUACCUAUGGUAGUAUAUAACACAAAUGUCGCAAAAAACAUUUGUGUUUUGCGUAACAGGGCUAUUUUUCCUCCGAUAUCUGUAAAUCAAAGAACAAUUCUUAAAAAUCAUAUGUUUAACAAACAUAACUGUUAGGCAUAACAGAAAUGUCCACUGCAGUGGACAUUAUGCCUAACAGGGCUAUUUACCCCCGGACAUUUGUAAAUCAAAAACCUUAAAGUAAAUAUUAAAACGAACAAAUUAGUUACAAAUGUCCGGUUAAAAAAACAAAAACACAAACCAUUUCAGUGAACAUUUGUAUUUUGCAUUAUAAAGCUAUUUUUCCCCAGAUAUUUGUAAAUCAAAGAAACAGACCUGACAACAAAUGUUAAAACAAACAAAAGAGUUACGCAUUUCAGGGUUUAAAAAAAAAAAAAAAAAAAGUCCACUCCAGUGGACAUUUAUGUGUUACAUAACAGGGCUCUUUUCCCAGAUAUUUGUAAAUCAAAGAAAUGUACCCUAAAAAUUAAACAAACAAAUGAUUUACAAA